Molecule: messenger RNA, 1577 nt
Organism: Dipodomys ordii (Ord's kangaroo rat)
Lineage: Eukaryota; Metazoa; Chordata; Mammalia; Rodentia; Heteromyidae
Gene: Tmem37
Product: transmembrane protein 37
Exons: 2
Coding region: 7-600 (197 amino acids)
Cellular component (GO): membrane
Molecular function (GO): voltage-gated monoatomic ion channel activity; calcium channel activity
Source: RefSeq, a predicted model, not a curated record
AGCAGCAUGACGGCCAUCGCCGCGCAGGCUCACAGGGCAUUGGGCCUCAAGAGGCCCCACCGGUCCUUCUUUGAAUCCUUUAUCCGGACCCUCAUCAUUGCAUGUACCGCCUUGGCUGUUGUCCUUUCUUCCAUCUCCAUCUGCGAUGGCUACUGGCUGCUGGAUGACAACCGCCUCUUUGGGCUGUGGCACUUCUGCACCAUUACCAACCAAAGUGGACCACAAUGCCUCAGAGACUUGAGCCAGGCCCAUGUGCCAGGACUGGCCAUAGGCCUAGGCCUCGCCCGCAGUGUGGCCUCCAUGGCUGUGGUAGCUGCCAUCUUUGGCUUGGAGCUCCUCAUGGUGUCUCAGGUGUGUGAGGAUAUCUACUCGCGCCGCAAGUGGACCAUCGGUUCCUUUCUUCUCCUGGUCGCCUUCAUCCUCUCCUCUGGGGGGCUCCUGAGUUUCGUGAUUCUCCUCCGGAAUCAGGUCACGCUCGUUGGCUUCACCCUGAUGUUCUGGUGUGAGUUCACGGCCUCCUUCCUCUUCUUCCUCAAUGCUAUCAGUGGCCUUCAUAUCAACAGCCUCAGCCAGCCCUGGGACCAGCCAAGGAAAUUCUAGCCCCCACCCCCAGCACCCCACUCAGGGACCUUGGCUUCUACAAGAAAGUGUAAUCAAGAUGGUACCUCUCCAACUUGUGACCUCCAUCUGGGAUUGAGUGAAACUGUGACUUUGAAGCUUUCCUCUUAGCCACUAAGCUCUGGGUGGUCGACUUGAAACGGUCCAGGGGCUUCUGUGGAGCUAGGAGUGUUCCUGUAGCCACAAUCUACAGAGGUUUAGUCGAAUUACUAGGGUGUUGUUUCUAAAAGAAGAACACAUUUUAAAACUCCUUUCUUGAGUUUUCUUCCUUGGAGUAGAAUCGAUUUGAAAGCAGACCUGUUUACAGGUAACCAGGCUAGCCACACUCCAGUACAGUUCACACCUGUUUCAUUGACUCUGUAGUGGGCUAUGGGCUCCUGAGGGUGCCAAGAAUGGAUCACCCUCCUCCAGACCAGGGACCAAUCAGUGCCUCAGAUUUCCACACUUGAAGGAAUGCCUGCUGGCACAUUUUCCUGACUUAGCAAGAUUCUUUUAAAUAUCUUGCUCAUAGGUUUUCAAAUCAUUUGGCUUGAGUUCUCUCUUGCUCUUUAUGGGGAUCUCAUAAGCCCCAGAUAACCCCAGCUUCUACCAGCAGAUCCAGAUCCUUCCUUGAGCCCUUGUUCCAGUGGGUCCUGGCUCAUUUCUGAUACCAGGCCAGGGGGUAUACACAGGAGCACGUGCAUAUCUAUCUUUUGUAAGGGUUAGAUGGCCUCAGGGUACCAAUUCUGAUCCUAGAACACAUUACGAGGAGCACGUAUCUGGACCUGCUGAACUCCCUGGGGGUGAUGGGAACUGGCAGACCUUGGAUAAUGAUUAACAGCCAUCCUGGGGAUGAGGGUUGGUGAAGGGAGUUGGGCAGGUGGAGAUUUCCAUCCUCACUGCGGAUCUAUAGUCAUUCAUCAUACUGCCAUAUUUCCAGUCAUUUUUCUGCCCAGAAAUAGAUACAUUUUUUUAGUCUC